Molecule: messenger RNA, 1898 nt
Organism: Cervus elaphus (red deer)
Lineage: Eukaryota; Metazoa; Chordata; Mammalia; Artiodactyla; Cervidae
Biological process (GO): protein localization to mitochondrion; intrinsic apoptotic signaling pathway in response to endoplasmic reticulum stress; protein autoubiquitination
Cellular component (GO): endoplasmic reticulum membrane
Molecular function (GO): ubiquitin protein ligase activity
Source: RefSeq, a predicted model, not a curated record
CAGCUCAGGGAACAGCUGCCCAGAACCCCCAGGAGGGAGGGAGGGGGCGUGGCCUGGGCUGGAGAGAAGGGGUGUGGCUCAGGCUGGUGGGGAGGGAGGGUGAGUGGCGGCCCCACCCCUGGGAGGGGAAUUCCUGUUGGAGGAGUUGGACUGGCCUGCCUGCACGGCCACUGCCUGGAAUCCAGCUGGCUGUCCCUGGCUAACAGAGGGACCGCCGCGCCUGCGGCCGGGCUUGGGCAGAUCCUGUCGGAGACGGCACACUGGGCCUGGGAGCCUCCGGGGCACGGGGGCCCCAGUGAAGUUUCUAGUGGGGCCCACAGCCAGAAGGAGGCGGCAGUUGCUGCAAGGUCAGUGCCAGAGCCUGCCCCAGCCGCGGAGGGCCACACUGACCUUCAAGGCCCCAGCCACCCCGCCGCCACCCUGGGGUCCCCACCCACCCAUCCCAGCCUCUGCCCUGGAGGCACCGCCCCUGAACUGUGCCCUGGGGUCCCCACUGGUGGCCCUGCUGACCUCAGCUCUGGGCUCACCAGUCUGCCUCCGGGCCCUGAGCACUUGGACCCACCGCACCAAGUGCUGGGAGAGGAUGGGUCGGGCAGCGGGGCCCUGGGGAAGCCCCAGGGUGCCAGGACCCCGGACAGUGAGCCCCUGCUGGGGGCCAUGGCCGCGGCCCCUCCCUGGGCCAGGCACACAGAGGACGAGCAGGCGCAGCAGGAGGCGGAGGAGUGCCCCGUCUGCAUGGAGCCCUGCGGGCCUGCCCACCGCCUGGCCCUGCUGAACUGCGGCCAUGGCCUGUGCACGGGUUGUCUGCACCGGCUGCUGGCCACCACCCCCGGCGACCUGGGCCGGGUGUGCUGCCCGCUGUGUCGCCAGAAAACCCCCAUGCUCGAGUGGGAGAUCUGCCAGCUGCAGGAGGAGCUGCUGUGGGCCGACGGGCCCCCGCCCCCCCCCGCCCCCCACCCGCCUCUGCCUGCCCGCCGCGGCCGCGGGCCCUGGGCCUCCCUGGAGCACCGUUACCAGCUGCGCUUCCUGCCGGGGGCCGUGGGAGGCCGAGGCUGCCUGCCCUUCCUGCCCUGCCCGCCCUGCCUGGGUGCCUGGCUCUGGGCCCUGCGGGGACGCGGGCCCUGCGCUCGCCGCCUGGCGCUGCUGAGCCUGCUGGCGCUUGAGCUGCUCGGCCUGCUGCUCGUCUUCACCCCGCUGCUGCUGCUGGGGCUGCUCUUUGUGCUGCUGGACGGCUCCCGCCGCUGACGACCACACGCCUGCCGCCGGCACGGCCUGGGCCUGGGCCAGCCUGAGUGCCAGGGGCCCCAGGAGCACCCUGCCCUGAGGCCCGAUGACCACGACUGAAGAACCCAGGGCUGACCAGGACGCUAGCCUUCAUCCUGGGGCCUGGACAGGGCCGCCCUGCAGCCUGCGUUCAGACUCUGACCCAGCCCGAGACGUCUACUGCCCAGACAUGAACCGCCGGCGCCCAGCACGGCACUGGAGGAGGUCCGUGGCCAGGGCUUUGAGAGCCCCUCGAUGGACAGGCCCCACCCCGCUGCUGGGUCUCCUGCCUGGCUGGUCUGCAGGAGGGGGCGCCGUGGACCACGUGGAAGGUCAGGCAGCCCGUGGGGCCCUUGCUGCACAGGCCCAGGCCACAAAGGGCCCCCUCACCUGGGCUGUCGGGAGCCCAGCGGACCCGAGCAGCCUGGGUGUCAGCACACACCCCUCCACUUCGAGGGCCCAGGGCCCCGCUGGGCCCUGCAGCCAGAGACUGCCAACCAGGCCCCAGCUCUCCUGACCCCACCGCAGCGCCCCUCCCUGAGCCUGCGGCCUGCGCCUGCGGACACUGUCAGAGCCCCACCUCACGGGCUCGUUGGCACGGGGGGGGGGCGGCUCUCAAUAAACAGGGACUGCGA